AUGAAAAUGAUUGCGUCAGCUGUUGGCAAAUUGAUCCGCAUCAACUUAGCCACCAAGUCUGCAGAGAGGAGAAAGUAUGCAAAAGCAUGUGUGCAAAUUAACUUAGGACUUCCAGUCAUAAAGAAAAUUCAAGUUGAUGGUCAUAUGUAUGACAUCGAAUAUGAGCACUUGAAUUUAAUUUGUGAAAAAUAUAGCUGCUUUCGGCACGUAACAAGAGAAUGUGCGAAAGAGAACAACAAUGGCUUUGGGAAGGAAAGCACGGUGAAGGAGAAAAAUUUGCCGUCACUAUUUUCGGUGGACAAAAACGAGAAAAUGGCAGAAGGUAGUCAAACUCCAGUAAAAAAUCAAAAUUCAACUUUUGAAUUUGGAAUUACUUCCAAAUCAAUUCCAAUUAUGGAGAAGUAUGGAGCAGCGGAUCUUGUGCAUGAUAAUUUGCAAGAAUCACGCAUGGAUAGGGAUACUCAUACAAAAGACGGUGAAUGGGUUACAGUUAGUAGAAAAGGCAAGGAAAAAAUGGGUAAAGGCCCAAAAGUGGUGCCAAAAAAAGCCAAUGUAGCAAUAUGCUCCAAUUUGGUGAGUAAGAAAUUUUCUUUUGGGCCUAAUAACAUGCAUGCUGGAUCCUCAUCAAAUGCAAAGGUGAAGUCCUUAUCAAAUGCAAAGGUGGAGCCUAAGGAAAAUAAGGAUCCUCCAUCCACGCUUAACUCUUUGGGAACAACUCAGGUGGCUUUCAAGGAUCAGAGUACUCCCUUUUUCAAAGCAGGGCACAAAAAGAAGCGUCCUAUUUCACUUCAAAAAUCACCUACUAAAGUAUUGUCAAUGGAUUCUCGAGCACAAAAAGAGCUUGAUAAAGCUAGUGCAAUAACAAACUUAGAGAACCAACCUCAACAGAAGAAUGAUGGUUCUGCGGCGCAAGUUCAAGAGAAGACACUUGGAGAUAGGGGUCCAUCAAUGUGA
Messenger RNA from Arachis ipaensis, 954 nucleotides. Lineage: Eukaryota; Viridiplantae; Streptophyta; Magnoliopsida; Fabales; Fabaceae. The record is from RefSeq and is a predicted model, not a curated record.